UAUGAACAGUCGGUUUUACACACAGACGUGACGUCAUGCUAGUCCAGUUGGGUUAGGUUUUUGUGCUAAAAAUUAAUAAAAAUUUUUUUUAGGAUACUUAAUUUAGCUAGUUAUUUCAUUGAUAUUAGAAUUUGUGCUGUCGAGUUAGUGAUAAACUUAUUUUAUUUUUGAGGUCAGUUUGAUUAAAGGCUUCCUUUACAAGACAUUGUACAUGACAUUUUAAGGAAAAAUGAGUCAACAUGAUGGUGUAAGUUGUGAUUCUUGUAUGAAAGCUAAUUUUCGAGGUCGCAGAUAUAAGUGCCUGGUGUGUUACGAUUACGAUCUAUGUGCAAGUUGUUAUGAAAGAGGUGCUAGUAGUACUCGCCAUCUUACUGAUCAUCCAAUGCAGUGUAUACUUACAAGAACUGAUUUUGAAUUAUAUUAUGGAGGAGAAGGUAUAAGCGUUGAACAACCUCAAUCAUUAACUUGUCCUUACUGUACAAAGAUGGGAUUUACAGAAGCCACAUUACAAGAGCACGUUACUGCUGAUCAUCCAGAUACAUCUUUUGAAGUGGUUUGUCCUGUUUGUGCAUCUUUACCUGGUGGAGAUCCAAACCAUGUAACUGAAGAUUUUGCUGGCCAUUUAACAUUGGAACAUCGCAGCGGGCCCAGAGAUUUAAUGUCGUUCUUAGAUGAAUCUGCAUCCACAAGACCCAGUGUACGUCGAAUGCCUCAUCCUUCUAGAGGUGUAGGUGGACCUCGUACUCGAAGAACAAACAUGCACUUUAGUUCAUCUGGAGGGCUUAGUCCAAGUAAUAGAGAAGGUAUUGAUCCCAUUGCUGAAUUAUUAUCUCAAUUAUCAGGAGUACGCCGAACUGGCAGCAGUCAAAGUUCAUCUGCCCCAUCGCAACUACAACAAUUACAAAUGCAAUUACAAUUAGAACGUCAACAAGUUCGUGCUGCAAGACAACAAUUGGAACGUUUACCUAGAAGACAAACUCAAGUAAUUGGUUCUGUUAAUAGCGGAGGUGGAAGUAGUGCCGGUCACACUACAACAAUGGCCACUGUUUUAGCUAAUAAUACCGUUACUUCCAAUAAUGUGUCUAGUAACAGCAAUUCAGUUUCAUUCUGCACCACAUCUUCUACAUUGCAAAAUUCUACUUUCUUAAUACCAAGAUGUAUUACCACGACGCUUUCGGAUUCCCAAUUACAUACCAUUGAACGUGAAAGUGCAAAUCGAAGUUUGUUUGCUCGGGAAUUAGUAGUUAGUACGCUUACUCAAGCUCUUUCGGAUUUAAUAGAGAAUCAGAUUACACCUCAAAGAGGAACGUUGCCUAACUCUAAUAAUGUAUUAACAAAAAGUAGUCGGGAUACCUUAAGUACGUGUCCAGACGUUAAAUCAAGAGAAUCAUUAAACUCCAAUCAAGAAACUAAAACAGGACAGUCAACUGCAGUUAGCAACGAACAAUUAGUGCAUUCUUCUAGCCUUCAACAUGAAACUGAUAAUAGCGAAACAGAAUUAUCUUCAACUCUUAACGAAGUUGUGAUACAAAAUGCAUCCAUUGUUCAGGCGUUGAGACACAGCGUAGCACCUCAAGCAAUGGUUUUACAACAAUCAGUAUCCCCUCCAGUGAGGAAUACGGGAACUGGAACAAUCAGAGAACAAAUAUCUGCUCCUGCAGCUGCUUACAUAAGAGGCGGUGUAAGUUCAGUUGGCGUGACAGGAGGUUCUCGCAGAAAGCCUGUUAGAUCUAUGGAUGGAAGAAAUCAGUCUACGGACCCACCACCACCACAUUAAUUUUGAUUUAAUAGAUGGUAAUAAAGAAAAAAAAAAGAAAGAAAACAUUAAAAAAGGAUGAGAAAAAGAAAAAAAAACCCUUUAGCGCUAGUCCUAGUAUCGUUUAAAACACCUUACUGUUGUUAUUAUAUUAUUACUUAUUGGCUAUUUUCCCGUCAAUUUGUACUGCUAUAUCUCUGUAAUUCCGUGUUAUUAAUCCUAACAAGUUAUUUCAUGCAAUACGAUAAGUGUUCCAACAAGGAUGCAUAUUGUGGGUAAAUUACCAUCGGGUUAUGUAUAUACAGCUCUUAUUGUCAAGAUUGUCUGAGAAAAGCCUCUUAUAAUUUAUAAUUUUAUUGAAUCACCUUUUAAUCACAAUUAUAUUUUCAUAUAUGGCUGGUUAAUUUUUAUCAAUUUCUGUUGAGUUAUAUAACUUUAAUGCUUAGACGAGUAUAAUUAACUAAAUGAUUGCGUGAAGAGCCAAGUAUAAUUAAUAACAUAUAAACAGAGAUUUGUCAUGUGAAUAAAAACACCCUUUCACAAAUA
Molecule: messenger RNA, 2302 nt
Organism: Leptopilina boulardi
Lineage: Eukaryota; Metazoa; Arthropoda; Insecta; Hymenoptera; Figitidae
Product: E3 ubiquitin-protein ligase KCMF1-like
Exons: 8
Coding region: 230-1777 (515 amino acids)
Biological process (GO): synaptic signaling
Cellular component (GO): plasma membrane
Molecular function (GO): zinc ion binding
Source: RefSeq, a predicted model, not a curated record